Anastrepha ludens (Mexican fruit fly) is the source of this 9302-nucleotide messenger RNA. Its product is annotated as muscle M-line assembly protein unc-89-like. The record is from RefSeq and is a predicted model, not a curated record. The transcript is spliced from 7 exons. Gene Ontology annotation, biological process: cell-cell adhesion. Lineage: Eukaryota; Metazoa; Arthropoda; Insecta; Diptera; Tephritidae. Bases 16 to 3900 code for a protein of 1294 amino acids. Gene Ontology annotation, molecular function: cell adhesion molecule binding. Gene Ontology annotation, cellular component: cell-cell junction.
CACUAAUUAAACAUAAUGAAUAACAGAUUUUCGUUCUUGUUUCUUCUUUUAGGACUUACAUUAUCCACAUUAACUUCCUCACAGGCAGAUGAAUCGCUCGAUACGCGAGAAAAUGCCGAUCUGACAUUGAAAUGUCGCUUCACCGAUCAUUACGAUGCGAACGAUUUCACAUUUUAUUGGGCGCGUUGGACUGCCAAUCCGGCGCAGUUCGAAAAUGUAGCCAUACAUGAUGUGCCACUGAAUUCGGGUUAUAAACCCGAUUACCGUCCGGAGCGUGGCAUUUACGAUUUGCAAAUUAAAAACGCCUCAUACAAUCGCGACAAUGGUCGCUUCGAAUGUCGCAUCAAGGCGAAAGGUACGGGCGCCGAUGUCCAUCAGGAGUUUUACAACUUAACCGUCCUCACACCACCGCAUCCGCCCGUUAUUUCACCCGGCAAUGUGGCCAUCGCUACCGAGGAUGUGAAAAUGGAGCUGACGUGCAGCAGCAUUGGCGGUUCGCCUGAUCCAACGAUAACUUGGUAUCGCGAGGGUACCAACACCCCUCUACAUGCCAACGUUCGUACGGGCGGCUCAAAGGACCAACCCACAAAUGCAACAUUAGCACUGCAACCGCGACGCGAAGACGAUGGCGCCAAAUAUAAGUGUGUCGUGCGAAAUCGUGCCAUGAACGAUGGUCAGCGGCUGGAGGCGACCGCUACUUUGAAUGUGAACUAUUUUCCCCGCGUUGAUGUUGGUCCGGAAAAUCCGCUUCGUGUGGAACGUGAUCGUACUGCGAAAUUGGAGUGUAAUGUCGAUGCGAAACCGAAAGUGCCUAAUGUACGUUGGACACGCGAUGGUCGCUUCAUUAGUUCCUCCCUCGUGCAUACCAUACACCGCGUAAGCACGCAGGAUGCUGGCAAAUAUACUUGCUCAGCAGAUAAUGGACUCGGCAAAUCAGGCGAAAGUGUACUCAUACUGGACAUCUUAUAUCCGCCGACGGUUGUUAUUGAGUCGAAGACGCGUGAGGCAGAGGAAGGCGAGACGGUUAAUAUCCGUUGCAAUGUGACCGCAAAUCCGGCGCCAAUUACCAUCGAAUGGCUGAAGGAAGGCUCACCCGAAUUCCGCUACUCCGGCGAAGUGCUUACGCUGUCGUCCGUGCGUGCCGAGCAUGCAGGCAAUUAUAUAUGUCGUGCUGUGAAUAUAAUGGAAUCAUAUGGACAAGAACGUAGCGAACGUGUUGGUAAUUCGACGGUGGCUUUGUUGGUGCGUCAUCGUCCCGGCCAGGCAUUCAUAACGCCGAACAAACCGAUUGUGCAUGUUGGUAAUGGUGUAACACUUACUUGCUCGGCUAAUCCGCCCGGUUGGCCCGUACCUCAGUAUCGUUGGUUCCGUGACAUGGAUGGUGAGUUUUCCGGCACACAGAAGAUUCUAGCGCAGGGACCACAGUAUUCAAUACCGAAGGCACAUCUCGGCAAUGAGGGCAAAUACCAUUGUCAUGCCGCUAAUGAAUUGGGCAUUGGCAAGUCGGCCACCAUUGUGCUUGAAAUCCAUCAGCCACCUCAAUUCCUCGCCAAACUACAGCAGCACAUGACGAGACGUGUUGCCGACACAGAUUAUGCGGUCACUUGCAGCGCCAAAGGCAAACCAGCGCCCAGCAUACGUUGGCUCAAGGACGGCGCUGAAAUCUUGCCUGAACUCAAUUUGUACGAGGUGAAAACGAAUCCAGAUCAGGGCCCCAAUGGCAUGGUGACCGUGCAAAGCAUGCUGAAGUUUCGCGGCAAAGCGCGCCCGAAUGGCAAUCAGCUAGUGCCGGGUGAUCGCGGCUUGUACACGUGCCUUUACGAGAACGAAGUGAACUCGGCCAACUCGAGCAUGCAGUUGCGCAUCGAACACGAGCCCAUCGUGUUGCAUCAAUACAACAAGGUGGCCUUCGAUAUACGCGAGACUGCUGAGGUAGUGUGCAAAGUGCAGGCCUACCCCAAGCCCGAAUUCCAAUGGCAAUUUGGCAAUAAUCCCUCACCGCUCACUAUGUCCUCUGAUGGGCACUAUGAAAUCAGCACCACCACGGACAACAAUGACAUCUACACGUCGGUGCUGCGCAUCAACUCGCUUACACACGCCGACUAUGGCGAGUACACUUGCCGUGUGGUAAACUCAUUGGACACAAUACGUGCGCCAAUACGUCUGCAACAGAAAGGACCGCCUGAGAAACCGACAAAUACACGCGCCGUAGAUGUAGGCUCCAAUUACGUAACGCUCAGCUGGGAUCCUGGCUUUGAUGGUGGUCUGAGCAAUACGAAAUUUUUCGUCAGCUAUCGACGUGUGCCCAUGCCACGCGAAGAGCAACUCAUACCCGAUUGUGCCACCAUUGCCACAAGCAACACCGAAUGGUUGGAAUUCGAUUGCCAACGCGAUAAUCCAUGCAAGGUUACUUCGCUGGACCAACAUCAGAGCUAUGCUUUCAAGGUGAAUGCACUCAACACGAAAGCCAGUUCGCCUUACUCCAACGAGAUAAUGACCACAACAAAAGUGAGUAAAAUCCCACCGCCACUACAUGUCACCUACGAUCCGAAUACGCACACUUUGGGCAUUAAUGUAGGCGCUACCUGUCUAUCGUUAGUCGCCAUAGUCGAAUCAAUGGUCAACAUGGACACACCGAUGGCGCAAUGGGAAGUUGUCGACACUGUGAAUUUGCAGCUCUCCGGCAAUGGGCCGACAUUUAAGGAGACUGUGAUUGAUCGCCACAUACCGGCAUAUCGUAGCGGCGGUGGACGUUCGCUGGGCCACAAUCACAUUAGCGGUCAUGGCGAAGGUGAUGGCGAUGAUGAUGAUGAUGUCGACAUGAAUACACUGGCAUUGGAGGACGAUAAUAGGCCGACAGUGCGUGUGAAACUAUGCCUACGGUCGAAUCAGGAACAUUGCGGCAAGCAUACAAAUGCGGAGAUUGGCCGCACGUACAUUGCUGAGGCAUCCGCCUUGGCUACACCCACCCUGAUCGCCAUAAUCGUCUCGUGUAUUGUAUUCGCAUUAUUUGUCGGUUUAUUGUUGAUGUUCUGUCGUUGCAAACGCAAUCAAUCGAAAAAGAGUGCUGCUGCCAAGGAUUACGAAAUGGACUCGGUGCGACCGUCGAUUGUUGCCGCCCAACAGAGCCAACCGCCACCGCCGUACUAUCCGGCAAGUGGACUCGAUAACAAAGCACUUGAACAUUCGAUGGAUCUCGCCUUGGGCAUGGAGGACCAGAAGAGUGCACUUUACGCAACACAAAAUGGCUACAGCUAUCAUCCGGGUAGUGGUGUGGGUGUUGGCGUUGGUGGCGGGGGAGGUGUUGGCAUGCAAGGCCUAACAGGACACACGAUGCCGGGAAAUGAAUGGGUCAAUAUGGGCUACAUCGAAAACAAUUACUCGAAUUCGAACAAUGGCGGCAGUGUCAAUUCACAAGACUCACUAUGGCAAGUGAAAAUGCCCGCCGCCACAGGCGCACCACAAAGUAUGGUCGUGCCUGCCACACACAACAACUAUGUCGAACAUCAACCCACCUACGGCUAUGACCCACUGACGCAUGGCGGCUAUGGCGCUGUCGACGAUUACGCUCCCUAUCCACACUUGACAGCGACGCCCAGUCAACAUGGCGAUGAAUAUCAUAAUUUACGCAAUAGCCAAAAUCCAUCCAGACAGGAUUACUGCAGUGAUCCAUAUGCCUCGGUGCAAAAGCCCAAGAAACGUGUUGAUCAACAUUUAGAUUCACCAUAUCACGACGUAAGCGGCCUACCCAACCCCUAUAAUAUGGAGCAUAUGGAACAGGAUGAAGUGAUACCGCCACAGCAGCACAUGUCUCUCAGCUAUGAUGACAGUUUCGAGGGUGAAUACUCGUCAACGCCAAAUUCACGGAAUCGACGGGUCAUACGCGAAAUUAUCGUCUAAUAAAUAACAGAAUAGCGAGUGGGAAAAAGUAAACAAUACGGGAAGGAGCAGAUAGAGAGGGAGGGAGAGAGAGAGAGAGAGUGUGUUGUGAAAAUACUAUAUACUUACUAUAUAUACACACAUACAUGCAUACAUAUGGUAUAUAUGUGUGUGGUAAAAGUGCAGCCCAACUGAAACGAAAAGAAAAAAUGAAAACACUUUUCACGCAUAAAAGUAUAUGGAACGAAACACACAACCACACACUAAAGCCAGAAAUGUUAAGAGAGGAACAUUUGAAUGUUUUACAAAACACUUUUAAUUUUUAUUUUUAAGCAGAUAAGUGUAUUCUAUAAGCAAAAAGUAGAAGAAGAAAAAUAGAAGAAACCCAGAACAGUAAUCAAAAUGAGCGCCGUAACUUAACCAUACGAGCACACAAACAUCAUCAGCAACUGCACCACACACACACAUAUACUCACAGAAACGCACACAUAUACACCCAUGCACGCAUUCGCACACAGUUUUUUAUUAUGCGUUUUAGAAACAAUUUUUAAGAAAACGUCGUCACGCGAUUUUUCACCUACACUAAUGUUGCAUGCAACCUACAUAUAAUCUUUAUAGCAGUGAAUUUGUAUAUUAGAACGGAUCGAAUUUUUUUCUAAAUCCCUUUUGACUGAAAUGCAGAAAUUUGACUUUCUAUCCCAGCACUGCAAAAUAUUAUUUGCCUCAUCGCGUUGAGAGGUGCCCUCGACACGAAUAAUUUUUCGCAUUUUUUUUUUUUUUUAAGUAAAUACACACUUUUUAUUUUCAGUUCGCAAAAUUAUGUACCCACAUUCAUCUACAAACGUGCAUUGGUAACUUUGCCACGAUAUUAUCUUGAUUGUUGUUAGUGUGCGGAUUGAUUUCAAAAUAAGGAUGAUAGAUUUAUCAGAUUUGCUCUUUAACUGUGGUGAAAAAGUAAAUUGUGAGAGGAACUUUGGCUGCCAAGUCACUUAGAGAGCCAGCAGCCGAAUUCCUGCACGAGCAUUUCACAUGCAAUCGCACACUCGUCCAAUCAGCCGUCGUUAAAAUCUUUUCACCAUUAGUUAACAGGGCACCCGGCAGCCGAUUUCUGUCCACUCGUCUCCGACGUAUUCUCACACUCGCCCAAUCAGUCGUUGUUCAGACGGCAACGAAGUGAUAUUGUGUUUAUUUUUUCUCACUGAUAUCACUAACACAUUUCUAGUGUUUUCAUAAACAAACCGAUUCACAACCCCGGCUACGUCACACCAUCAACUGAUUCUGUUAAAUUCUCGGAGAGCCAAUUAACGGUAUGUUAUUGGCCCCAUCUUCUCAAUUCUUUUCACUAUAACUUCACAGGGCCCUCUGCAGCCGAAUUCUGCAGAUCAUUUCGCAUGUAUUAACACACUCAUCCAAUACAGUCGUUCUUCAGAUGGCAACGAAGCAGCAUGAUUGGAGACUGUGUCGUUUUUUUUUUGUAUCCCGAACACAAUCUUAGUUUUUUUUUUCGUGAGCAAACCGCUUCGUGACCCUAGUUACGUCAGCCUUUCAGCUGUUUCUGCGAAAUAUGCUGAGAACCAGUUAACGGUCUGAUAUUGACCACACCUGUAAAAAUAUUUUCACAACGAUUUCAAAGCAUUUUCACGACCUUCUAACGUCUAACGCUAUUGAGUCUUUUUGGCACAUUUAAUGACAUCAAAUGACUUGCAGUGAAAAGCUGGGUGAAUCACCACAACUGAUUAUUUAUUUAUUUAUUUUUUUUUUAUUUUUUAUUUUUGCUUAAUAUUUUUUUCUACUUUUUUAAGUCUGCCAUUUAAAACAAAGUUGCGGUCCGGAAAGUUAAAAUUUUUGCUACAUGAAAAAGAUUUGGUAUCUGCGCAAAAUUUCAUUUAUUUUUUUGAAUUUGAUUUCGCUAGGGGCACCUCAAAACGACCGAUCUAAGAAGGCAAUAUUUUGUGGUUUUUAUUAACCCUCAUAAAUGCAAGUUUUCAGUGCUAUGCCAAUCGAAAAUUAAAUUUCCACACACUCGCUCCACUCUACUUUUUUUUACACAUACACACUUAUGUAUGUAUUUAUACAAUUGACAUUACAUAGCUGUUGCACUGUUUUGUAUUUAUCUGCAAACAAAUGUUGCAUGCAACAUUCUGUAUUUGCCGCUUAGUCCCGAUUUACAUAAGGAAGCAUUUGGAAGAGAAAUAUUUUGUUCAUUGGACAUGGACGAACGGGGAAGAGAGAGGAGUUUUUGUUUUCCUUACUGGCGGCACGCUUUGCGCUUCUUAUCCGAAUAGUCAGACUUAAAGAAGUAAACGUCAGAGGCAAUAACUGCUGCUUAAAAUAAUUUUUCUCAUUUGGCCGCGCAUGAAAGAGAAUUUCCAGUGUCUCCCUUCCAAAUGUCUCUCUGUGUAAAUCGGGACUUACACUCGCUCACAUUCAGUUUACACGCAUUUGCAUUAUGCAACAAAUCACGCAUUCAUGCAUUCGUUCAAGCAUUCCUGCUGCACUCUCAUUAUUAUUGCGCUCAUACCUACGUACAUAUGUAUUUAGUUAUUUACACUACUACACCCAACGAAAAAUCAACGAAAAGCAAAAACAACAACAAGAAACGUAUUCAACGUAUUUGAAAGUUGCCAUUUUUAUGACUCUUAGUUUGUAAAACAUAAAUAAGUAUAGUUUUUUUUUUGUUUUUUUUUUAUGGGACGAAAAAAGUACUAAAAUCCACUACUAACAAGAAAAGUAUGUAAGUAAAAUAGUUGUAGCCAGCAAUUGUGCUCGCACAUUCGUGAUGAAUCGAUUGGCUUUGUUGUGGGCGGUUUUUGGGGGACGUCGUGGUGUUGUGGCGCGACAUGCUAACACAGUGGCAUCACCAACAUCCAUAUAUUCGACUGUAAACACAAGCAAAAAAUAUGAAAAAUAAAGAAAAAAAUGAAAGAAAAUUUAAGAAAAUAAUUAGUACUGAAGAAUGUAUUUAAGUGCAUGUGUACUUAAGCGUAAGGGCAGCAGCGGCGGCAACCCAGUUUGCUAGAUUUUUUAAGUAGCGAUAAUAAACAAAAACAAAAAAAAAACAAAUAACAAAUAAUAAAAAGUGUAGCGAAAAACGAAAGGAUUUACUUACCGAAAAUACACAGUUAAAUUUCCUAAUGGCACAUACACAUGUAUGUAUGUAAAUCUAUAAGUGGUAAGCAGAACAAAAACAAAAAUAAAUAAAAAUUAGAAACAAAGUGAUUUGCCUACCUUCCACCUUUGGGAUGUCGUCAAAAAAGAAGUGCAGAGCCACUUAAUUUAGCAGCAGCGGCUUUGAAUUGAAAAUGGAAAAAGUGUUAAAAAAUAGUUGCACAAUUGGCGAAAAAUUGUAAGAGGUUUAAAAAGAGAAAAUUUUUCAAAAUUCCGAAAUUUUGCAUGCAAAAGCGCUAAACUUUGCUGUUGUAGAGUUUGUUGGCAUUAAUUGUUUCCUUUUAUUUUUUUUAUUUUUGUAUAAAUAAAUUUAUUCACGUAUUUUGUUUUGAAAAGGUGUUGGAAUGAGCUGCAGAAUGUUACUAAUUUAUUUCUUAGUACAUUUUUCGUCAAGUUGAAGAAAAAAAAAUAUUUAACUGAAUUAGUCGCAUACAUUUUGCCAUUAAAAAUUUUUAGAGCAUUUGCUUUAGAAAAUAUAAUUUUUCAACGAUAAAAAUUUUUUCGAAAUUCUCUUGAAAAUUUAUUUAAACAUGCGGUCAUAAAUUAAAAAUAUAACGGUUUUCAUGCACUUCGACCAAAUUCAGCAACAGUUAAUAUGUAGCGCAACAUGUGUCUGGCAACAUGUUUAUGGCGUAAAAUUAAGUGCAGCCCGCAAUAAAAUAUAGAAGCUCAACGCUUUGAACAGGUUUGACUAUUUUUUUUUUGAAUUCAUUAUUUUUUUACUUUUCAUAGUCAUUCAUUGUAGCGCAACAUGUGUCUGGCAACAUGUUUAUGGCGUAAAAUUAAGUGCAGCCCACGAGAAAAUAUAGAAGCUCAACGUUUUAAAUUGGUUUGACUAUUUUUUUUUUUGUGUUCAUUAUUGUUGAUUUCAUAAAUUUAUAGCUCAAUUUUCAUUUUCAAAGCAAUUUUCAUUUUUUGGUAGCGAAACGUCCUCGCAAAGAGUGUAAUUAAAUCUUCUUCAUAUUUUUUUGUGUCAAUAUAAAAAAGCUUGCCAAUUGCUUCAGGAGCGAUACUAAAAAAAUUCGACGUUUCUGCCCAUUUCACAAUCAAUAUUGUUAGCAACAUUUCACGGAAGGCAGAAUGCAUGUUGCUAGCAACAUUUUACGUUAAGCCAAAUACAUGUUGCUAGCAGCACUUCAUCGCUGUUAAGUUUAUACUACUCUUAACACAUUCCACAGAUAUAAUUCGGCAAGACUCAUCUUUCUGAUGCAUGUUGCACAACAAUUGCUUCAAGCUCGAAAAAAAUGCAAUAUUUGCUAGGUAAAAAUAACUGAAACAUCUAUUCCAUGAAUAUAUAUAUAUAAGUGGCGCGUACACCCUUUUUGGGUGUUUGGCCGAGCUCCUCCUCCUAUUUGUGAUGUGCGUCUUGAUGUUGUUCCACAAAUGGAGGGACCUACAGUUUCAAGCCGAGGAGCUUUUUCAUGGCAGAAAUACACUCGGAGGUUUGCCAUUGCCUGCCGAGGGGCGACCGCUAUUAGAAAAAACUUUUUCUUAAUUUUUUGAUCUUUUACCGAGAUUCGAACAGACGUUCUCUCUCUGAAUUCCGAAUGGUAGCCAUGAAUGAUGUUUGUAUAAAUGUUGCGUAACAUCUGAGCAGCAUUCCAUACAGAACAGCGCUGUUAGUAACAGAGGUGGAGUUAAAUGCCCAUGUAAAGGAAACAAUUCAACUUUCUGCAGUUCAUAAAAUUGAGUUUAUUGCACAAGCAAGUUUUUAUUUAAUAAUUUUUUAUACUACCCUUACAUCUUCCAACAACAAAAACGUGAAUAAUUUUUAUAUGCAAAAUUCAAAAAAAAAAAAUUUAAAAAUAUUUAACUCAACGUUCACUUAUAAGCGAGCAAAAUCAAUGAAAGAAAAAUGAGUAUUUUUGACUAUUUAUUUUUCUGUGUAUCUUCGACUAUUUAUUUUUCUAAAUGUUUUGCAAAGAAAAAAAUAAUUUUUACAUACAUACAAACAGAGAAAUGUAUUUACGUAUAACAGCUUAUUGCAUUGUCAAGCGAUUAUUUAACAGACCACCAAAAUUGUUGAUACUUCUUUUUUGCAUUUGUUCAAUUAUUGCACCAUAUUUUCGAAAUUAGUAAAUGUUAUUUACUAUGUAACACAAAGAAGUGAUCUGAUGAUUUUUUCAAAAAAAAUAAAAACAGUUGCGGUUUAGCGUCGUCUACAGCGCCACUGUGCGGUUUGCAGAGCAUUUUUCGGCAGCCGAGCUUGCCUUUGACUUUUUGCUAUGCCACCAAUACUUUUUUCUUAGCUUUAA